AGACUUACAGACAACCAGGUGGACAGACUUACAGACAGACAAAUAAGCAGACAGACGGACAGAUAAAUAGAUAGACAGGUGGACAGACAGGGGAUACAAACAGAUGGACAUAAGGUACAAACAAACAGACAAAAAAAGACGUAUAGACGGACACACGGGACGCACUUACAGACAGACACACAGACAGAUCGCGCGCGCGCUCCCGACGCUCGGCGGCGCGUGCGCGAGACCUCGGCGCGUGCGCGUUCUCGCCAUACAAAACAAAGCUCCUGCACCGCUUUGACUCCGAUGCUUUUUCAUUUCCUUUCGUCCGUUUAGAUUUUUCUACAGACCGCAAACUGGAUCUACAUACAGACGGAAAUCCUCCUCGGGGAGGCAAAAUGGAUUUACACGUAGUGUAAUAAAAAGCGUUCGAUACACCUGGAUCGGGGGAGUAAAGAAAACCCCGAGCGUCAGGAGGUGGUGGUGGUGGAUGUUUUGAUGAAAUAGCGCUUUGAGAGCUUUGUCUUGGGCCGGGGUGCAAAGCCAGCGUCCGGGGAACAGGGGGGAAAAUAAACACACCGAGCGACCGAGAUGUUGUUACCGAAAAUGCUUCAUUAAACACGGUGGACAUUAAGGGAAUAAUCUCCUUUUUUAAAUUAAUUAUUCUUCUCAUUUCGCCUGUUGUCUCCAUCGUGCUUCUCCUCGGCGACAUGGCGGAGCAAAGCUACUCUUGGGCGUACUCCCUCAUCGACUCCAGCCAGGUGUCCACCUUCCUCAUUUCCAUCCUCCUCAUUGUCUAUGGCAGCUUCAGAUCAUUAAACAUGGACUGUGAGAACCAGGAAAAGGACAAGGAUGGAAAUCCCACAGCCAACAGCUCUUUUAACAACACCAACUCCAACAACAGUAUUCAGACCAUCGACUCCACACAGGCUCUGUUCCUCCCAAUCGGAGCUUCUGUCUCACUCCUCGUCAUGUUCUUCUUCUUUGAUUCGGUCCAGGUGGUCUUCACAAUCUGCACUGCAGUUCUGGCCACUAUAGCGUUUGCGUUCCUGCUGUUGCCGAUGUGCCAGUACCUGACGCGACCCUGCUCCCCGCAGAACAAGAUUUCGUUUGGCUGCUGUGGCCGCUUCACGUUGGCCGAGUUGCUCUCGUUCUCUCUCUCCGUCAUGCUCGUCCUCAUCUGGGUGCUCACAGGACACUGGCUCCUCAUGGACGCGCUGGCGAUGGGUCUGUGUGUGGCGAUGAUCGCCUUCGUGAGACUCCCGAGUCUGAAGGUGUCCUGUCUGCUCCUGUCCGGGCUCCUCAUCUACGAUGUGUUCUGGGUCUUCUUCUCAGCCUACAUCUUUAACAGUAACGUGAUGGUGAAAGUGGCCACGCAGCCGGCCGAUAACCCGCUGGACGUCAUCUCCCGUAAGCUGCACCUGGGCCCCAGCAUGGGCCGUGACGUGCCCCGCCUCUCGCUGCCGGGCAAGCUGGUGUUCCCGAGCUCGACGGGAAGCCACUUCUCUAUGCUGGGUAUCGGCGACAUCGUCAUGCCCGGACUGCUGCUCUGCUUCGUGCUGCGUUAUGACAACUACAAGAAGCAGGCGAGCGGCGAGGCGGCGAGCCCCGCUAACAUGUCCGGGCGCAUGCAGCGCGUCUCCUACUUCCACUGCACCCUCAUCGGCUACUUCGUGGGUCUGCUGACUGCGACCGUGGCGUCUCGGAUUCACCGUGCCGCUCAACCCGCUCUGCUGUACCUGGUGCCCUUCACCCUGCUGCCUCUGCUCACCAUGGCCUACCUGAAGGGCGACCUGCGGCGCAUGUGGUCCGAGCCUUUCCACACCAAGACCACCAGCUCCCGGUUCAUGGAGGUAUGAUGGCCAUGAGUGAGAUGGGCAACACUCAAAUCAACUCAUCCUCAACACAUACAGAGAGAGAGGGAGAGGAGCGAGAGCAGGAAGAGGAGGGGGGGAGUCGCACUCGUCCAAUCGUCUCCUUAUUCGUUCAGAUGGAGAGCAGCUCGACUUCACUGCCAGAUGGAUUCUGCUCAGCACAUUCACUCACCUUCUCUUUUACAGACCACUUCUUUUUCCUUACCAUCUCUCUCUCUCUCUUUUUCUCUCUCUCUCUUUUUCUCUCUCUCUUUUCUCUCUCUCUCUCUCUCUCUCUCUCUCUCUCUCUCUCUCUCUCUCUCAUCUCCCCAUUGGGUCCCUUUUGGACUGAGAGGACACUCCUUAAUCUAAAGACUUGUCUUUACGGGACACAAGCCGGCGCUCGUUGAGCUCCAUGUGAUGAUUUUUUUUUCUAAUCAGCGUCGUUACGGAUUUGCAUUACGGAGUGUUGGUGUGUUUCUGUUUUUGUUUGUUUGUUACUUUUGUUUUUGAACCACGGACAAGACGCUGAGACGGUCUCAGUUUAGGACAGUGACGAGCCUGAGGGGACCAACACAUACGUAAACAAACGCGCACGCACACACACACACUCGCAUAUACAAGGUCACAGAUGCUUUUCUGCUUCUCGUCUCUUUCUCUCUGUCUCCCUGUCCCCCCCCCGAUGUCCACUUUACAGAUGUGUGUUUUUUAUUUAGAAAGAUUUUAUUCUUGUCAUAUACAGAAACGGCGCAUUAUGAAUCGGAGCGUGUCCUCGCUGUUGAGAAGGAAAUGCCCCCUCUAUGUAUAUAUGCGUCCACAUGUAUUAGGAUUAUCAUGUUGGGUGGUGUGUGUGUGUGUGUGUGUGUGAUCAAAUACGAGUGUGUGUGUGUGUGUGUGUGUGUGUGUGUGUGUGGGGUGCAUCCAAAAGAUGCACCAUAUUCGUGUUUCCUAAAUCGUUCCCUCGUUUAAAGGAAUAGUUUGAUGGACAUUUCUUCGCUCCAAAAGACGCGUGUCCCAGCACAGCCCCCGUCUCCGAUCAGCAGCUCGUCAACACACCGGUUCCGACACGCUGUGGUUUCAAUCCUAGCAAAUCGUUCACUUGGAUGAUCGAUAUUUCCCUUUUUUUUUUUUUCCUUUUUCUUCAAAUAGAUGAUUGUUUUAAUUAACUAGUAGCGUAUCGAGUUUCGGCUCUUCGGUCCGCACGCUCGGUUAUGGGAGUUUGACACAGCAUUCAUUCCGACCGAUUAAAGAAAUCCCAAUACGCAAACACUAUUCCAAUAUUCCCGUAAUCGCACGCGGCGUAAAAACGAACCGAAAGUACGGUGUUUGAUUUGAAUUCGGCAAACGCACUGAUCGGGCUAAAACAAUUAACGGAGUCUGCGAGUUUCCGAGUUUUCCGAGUCAGGAGCCUGAGAGAGAACGUGUGUUUAUAGCUGCUAUUAGGUAAAAGGGAACAGGAACUAUUUUGUCUCUAACACGGAUUUCUGAUUGUAGGGGGUUAAAGGGACGUGCAGCUCAUUAACGAGUCCAAAAUAAAUGUGCCGCACCACCCAGUGUGGAUUAUUUUUCCCGAAUCAGCACGACCCCAUAGCGAACUGUGCACCACACGUUUUCUUUUUUUUUUUUAGGAUGUAGGUAAGUAGGGAGGGACUGAAGAGUGGCAGGGGCUUCAGUUCCUGAUUGUGUGUGUGUGUGUGUGUGUGUGUGUGUGUGUGUGUGUGUGUGUGUGUGUGUGUGUGUGUGUGUGUGUGUGUGUCUCUGACAACUGAAUGGCAUUACCUCGGUUAAAUGAGGUUCAGACUGGUGCUCUUUCAGUCGAUUGCGGGCGUUGUUUAGAUGCAGUGCGGCUCGGAGGCAUGUGCCGACGAUGGUGACAAACCUCCGGGUCCCGAUUACGGUGUUCUGUUCGUCGAGGCGGCUUCUUUAAUCCCACCUGUAAUAAGAAUCCAACAGAAUUUGUGUUUUAAUAUUACAUGUACAUGAAAUAAUGCGGUGAAUGGCUCAUGCCUCAUGGCUUACAUCUGAAUUCCCCUGUUAAUUUCAGUAUUUUGGACGGUUAUUUUGGCCCAAGAGACUGAAAUCGUGUGUGUGUGUGUGUGUGUGUGUGUGUGUGUGUGUGUGUGUGUGUGUGUGAAUGCAGAUUGCUGGUUUGUCUGUCCAGGUCUUCUUUAGUUCUUUUUUUUUUUUCUUUUUCCUGUUACCCGUUUCAUUAUUUCUAACUCUGAGUUGUCUGGUCUUGCAUGUGAAGUGUACAGUGUGUCGUCGUUCAGAAAGCCCACGGCAACACUGCGACACUCGGGCACGCGCAGGGCUUUGGCGAACGAGAGUACGAUUGCACAAACAUUAGCGCUCGGGCGACGAAAAAAAGAAAACCCCCGGACGCUUUGGGCCCCCUGGAUCUCCGACAGGGACAGAGAACUUUUUUUUGUUUUGUUUUCUCCUGACCACGGCACGUUCCGAGGCAUCGCGGCUGUCGAAUUACACACAAUCCCCUUUCCGUGAUCCUCUGCUAGCUACACCUCAUAACACUCUGACACCAUUUCCAAAAGGGUUUUUUUUUUUUUUUAUGACAAGGUUCCUUCUUUUUUUUUUAUUUUGUCCCAUUGUUUGUGUUUUGUGUUUUUAUUUUAUAUAUAUAUUUUUUCUUGUCCUUCACUCCCUGCCAGCAGAGGGCGUCGGAUUGGGCUCCGUUGGCACAUUUGCGAUACGGCCAAAAGGAUUCUGUAUAAAAGUGGAUUUAAAAAAAAACAAAACAAAAAAAAGAAUAAAAUAAAUUAAGAACUGUGUAGUGACCUAUGGAUCCUGACGCGCUGUACCAUAAACGUUUUCACCUCCUUGAACCUGUUCCCCUUCAUCCGGUCAGGAUUCUGCUGUAAAUAAACGUGACUCUAACUGUA
This is a messenger RNA of Silurus meridionalis, 4732 nucleotides long. It is a transcript of the gene sppl3, whose product is annotated as signal peptide peptidase 3. Gene Ontology annotation, cellular component: cytoplasmic side of endoplasmic reticulum membrane; Golgi-associated vesicle membrane; lumenal side of endoplasmic reticulum membrane. NCBI's taxonomy places the organism in Eukaryota, Metazoa, Chordata, Actinopteri, Siluriformes, Siluridae. Gene Ontology annotation, molecular function: aspartic endopeptidase activity, intramembrane cleaving. Gene Ontology annotation, biological process: membrane protein proteolysis. The transcript has 10 exons. Bases 693 to 1841 code for a protein of 382 amino acids. The record is from RefSeq and is a predicted model, not a curated record.